Molecule: messenger RNA, 585 nt
Organism: Effrenium voratum
Lineage: Eukaryota; Dinophyceae; Suessiales; Symbiodiniaceae
Source: the annotation of a GenBank genome assembly
AUGUGGAGUAUCGGAGUCGUCACCUACUUGUUGCUCACUGGUCAUAGCCCCUUCAACCUGGCCCUGACCAUCUCGGACCCUGUGGAAAGAGAGGAGGAGGUGAUGCGGCUCGCGGCUUUCGGGCAGUUGAACACAUCCACGAAGGCAUGGUCGUCAGAUUUGUCCCACUUGGCACGGGAGUUUAUCCUUGCCUGUGCUCAAGCAGAUCCCGCAAAGCGAUUUUCGCCCGCAGAUGCCCUGAAUCACGGCUUUCUUUCUUCAAGCUCGACAGCUACACAAUUUGUAGGCUUCAGGCCGGCCGCUUUGUUUCUGGCAUUUCUCAUGCCAGAGCCAUGGAAAGGCUUUGCUCAUCUCCGUCAAUGGAUGACUUGUCGGCAAGGCGCGGCAGGUGCUGGUUGCACGGGCUAUGCUCGAAGUGGAUUGCAGCCAAGUCACGCGAAUGUGACAGUCAACUGCUGGCCAGCGAGUGUAAGAAAGUUUUGCGUGUCUUCAUGGGCCGGGCAUUGGUGGGCUCUGAAUUUGUUUCAUAAACAGUUCCGAACGCAAAGCUUGAAACGAAAUGAAGGAUGGACCUGGAGACGAUAG